Molecule: messenger RNA, 4034 nt
Organism: Fomitiporia mediterranea MF3/22
Lineage: Eukaryota; Fungi; Basidiomycota; Agaricomycetes; Hymenochaetales; Hymenochaetaceae
Exons: 3
Coding region: 205-3801 (1198 amino acids)
Source: RefSeq, a predicted model, not a curated record
CGUAUCCUUCACGAUCCUUUCUUCGCGCACUGCCCUUGCUUUCGGCCUCUAUUUUCCUCUCUCAUUGCUGUCUUUCACGGUUUCCUCAUCGUGUGGGCUCUCUUGGUGUCCUAUCAGAUACUCUAUUCUUGCGUUGUUGGCGGUGUGCUCCAGAAUAGCUCGGGGCAUGCCAUCGCAGAGGGAUCAAUCAGGUCUUGAUCUUCGAUGUCGACUCCGCGCGUCAUCGAGGACGAGCAGUCCAAGAGCAAGAGGCCCCCGCAUUUGUCUAUCGCAUCUCUAGGUACCAAUGCCUCUGGCAUAGCAGACAGCACCAUUAGCAAUACCAGCGACUUUUCCGGUAUCUCGCAGUUCCCUUCUCCUCCCACAGAGGUACCCACACCGACGUUGUCGAACCUUGGCACCCCAACAAGCUACAACUUCGCCGAGCGACUACCUCCUUCCAUCCCGGACUACGAAACGCCAACUCGCUUCCAGUUCGGCACACCACCGACAUCCCGUUCCCCUGUAAUCGCAGUGUUCGCAAACAAUUCUAGUGGACAUGAUGUACAGAGCUUGGGAACUACUGCCACGCCCAAGGCUGGGAGAUCGAAUACCGAGGCAAAAGUGAGCCCACCUCCUGCUGCCAAGUUAGCGACUCCCAAGGAGCACCAAGUGGUGGGGCAUCCUCCGAAACCGCCUUUUCCUCUCCCGUCUCAGUCGUCUUCGAGUUCUCAGACAGUCCGGCCACUUGCUUUGCGUAAGAAUCCCUUGCCGCAUCCACCUGUUACUACCCGGGCACUAGAAAAGCGUCCAGAGACCCCUUAUUCCGUGACUGCGGCCUCCUCGUUGUUAGAUUGGAGUGAUGCUGCGUCUGGGAUUAGUAUCAAUCCCAGCGAAGAACGCCUUCUUAGUACUUCGUUCAUCACUUCUCUCUUGUCGCAAUCGCCAGAGCCUUUUCUCGGUGACAAGGUAUCCAAUGCCAGUAGCCGAUCUGCGAGACAGCGAUAUAAUGGGAGGGGUCGCAUUACACCUGAGUCAUCGCUGGAUGAACGCCUGGGCGCUGCGGCCCCGCCUCACCAGUCGAUCCCACCGUUCUACCCUUCGGAUCUCUUGACAGCGGACGACCGGGAAGUAGUUAAGUCGGGAGCGAAGCCUGGUCACGAUCAGCGAUCGAUCGAACUGCGAUCUAACUACGCUCUAACAGAGCAAUCUUCUGAGACGCUACACACGAUCGAAGGACAAGUGCAUUCCGUUGUUCGAAGAUCCAUUGUCGGGCAUACACAUGGUGGCAUAGAGGCGCGUCCUGUGGCUGUCGUACCCGCAUAUCGAAUAUCAUAUGGUAUGCAAAUACAAGAUGACACGAACAAUUCUCUCAGGUCUGUCAAUAACUCUAUGGCUACAUCUGCGUCGAUGGCAUCGAAACCACCUGUGCAUCACGCGGAUGCUCCUCAAAAUGUCCGGAAUACCAAGGGAUUUGAUAGGGAUAACCUGUCGCAGGAAUCCGAGGACAAUAUCUUGAGGCAAGCUGAAGCUAGUUCGUCUCCGGGGAUGCCUGGAUUUUCAACGCGAAACCCUCUGAACAGAGUCUCGAAUGCUAUAAUGAAUUCAAAAUCUGGCUUGAACGAGGGUCCGAGCUCAAGACAUUAUCUGCAGCGGAAUCAGUCAAUGAAAAGCGUCGUAUCAUCGCUUGUAUCCCGUAUAUCAAAUACUUCGGUAGCUCGCCGAGCGAAGUAUGUUGCUUGGCUGCGACAACGUCCUCUUCCGCCACUCCCGAUCGCUAGCAAUCCACCGCCUAUGCUCGCGAAUAGCAAGGAAAUUCAAAAGUUUGAAGAGUCAAUUCCCUUACCCACGCUUGCGAAGCGUGCUGAAGAUUUGCUUGAUCGUAGUCGCUUCCAAUCUGUGGCCGAUAAGGACAGCGAACUCUAUUACAAGGAGGCUUUCGAUACAUCAUCCGGGCUUCAGUCGGGCAAUCGUGCAGCCUACGUACAGAUAAGCCAAAGAGGGGCUGGAAAUGGUGACGACCGGUUUUCGAUACUUUCGCGCUUCCGUCGGCAGAAAGGAGGGGUUGACAGGUCGUCUACAGACACUCUAUCGGCAGUGAAGGUGGACUCUGCUAAGUUGAAGCGGAGGAAACAUCGAUUGUGGAUACUGAUCAUUUGUACUUUGAUCGGUGUAAUCCUUGCCAUCGCCGUUCCCGUGGGCCUUGCUGAGAGGAGCAGGAACUCGGCGCCUGUAUGUAAGGGAAACUCGACUGGAGCCGCUUGCACCUUGGAUGCGACGUGCAAAUGUACUGGUUCUGGCGGAACGUGUAAACCGCUAGCAGCAUCUUUGUCUAUACUUCUACCUCAAGUCAACCAGUUCUUUUCCGCCAAUUUCACUCCAAGUGGAUUAUCCGAUGCAGUUGUCAGUGCGGUGGGCCCACCGAUCGACGGACUAUGUCGUGAACAAGUCGCUCUAAUUGAUGUUGAACCGGGUAUCAAUAGUGCAGCUGCACCGAAUCGCACGGCAUGGGCUCAGGCUGCUAUGCUUUGGAAUCUGGGAUUGUCGGAGGACGCCAGCGCAGCAAGAGAUCUGCAAGAAUUUGUUUCAUCGGCUCCUUGGAAUACUCUGUCAGCAAUUGAUGGCCCUGUCGAAGACAGUAACGGUGCUUUCGUGAAGGAUGUUUCCGGAUUCUCUUUUGACUUUGCUGCACAGUCGGUGACCCCGCUAAGUGCCUCCUUCAAGCAAUCGUCGCCGUCCUCGGAGCAGCUUGCAGAGGUGUCAGAUACUACUGAAAAAGCGUUAGAUCGAAUGUACACGUAUGCUAUUGCUUCAUCGACCCAACGACAGAAGGCGCUGCAAAAUUACUGGACAUCCGUACUUCAACAGCAGGUCUCCGAUCUACAGAAAUUCAGGGAUGCUGUACAGAACGCGCCGUUCCUGAUCCCCUUUGAUUCUACCUCGUCCCCAGGCGGCGAUGUCCUGACCACUCAGAUGUCCAACGCUUCUUCGACGCAGUUCCCGAUCCCCAUAUCGUGCUACCCAGGCCUAAACUCAACGCAGAUGGCGCUUAUUAACUCUCUGGAGAUUAAUGCCUUCGGUCUGACCUCCGCUUCCACCUCUUCUCAGUUCUCUCAGUCCUGCUUUCCUGACCGUCCUGUGUAUGGCGUCGUUGAUUUUCUGCGCCUACGCUUACCUUUUCCCGACGACAGGAAAGGUGUUGCACUGCAGGCCAGCGCUCUAAGUACAGACGCUACCGUCAGGACUGUCGUUUACAGCGGUGAAAUUCUUAGCGCUCUUCCAGGAACCUCUGCUGUCUCCGACAUUUCCAGUUCAAUGACGGAUCCACGCGAGUUCGGAACACCUGAUUUUCUCGAUCAUGUUUUACUAAAUUAUUUUUCAUCUAUGUCUAACACCUCCCUCGCUAUGGAUCUCGUUUCGUAUGUCCUGUCUUCUUCUACCACACCCCCAGCAAAUAAUUCCGACUUGGCCAACUCCCUCUCCUCACUCCCCGUCCUUGAAUUUGCCGUGUUCGGGUCUAUAAGACCGCAGGACAUUGCCUUCUCGGUCUCCUCCUUUUCAACACCAUCGGGCUCGUUGUUUUUCGGGUCCGACGUCAGUGAGAUGUUCCGUUCAUGGGCGCUCGUCAACACGUUGGCGUCAGUCGUAUGGACAGAAUCUGCCCUUUCGCCAGACGCCGUACACGAAACCUCCACAAUUGACCCGAACUUCGAGUCUGUCUGGAAACCAGCCUCGGAACUCGCUGCGUCCGGCCCGACAGACGCGGAGGAUGUUCAGAAGGUUACUUCGUCCCUCAGAUCACUAGGUUUAUUUUCUUCAUAAUCACGGUAUUUCCUGAAUCAAUUGGUUUAUUCUAUUUCUGUGGAUAUCUUGCCUCGUGGGCGUUACAUUCGUUCAUUUCGGAGGAUUCAUUCAUUCGUAGAUUUGCUGUAGCCCUUUCUUCGUUUUCCUCGGAUAGGAAUGCUUCGCUGCAAGUCAGUAAAUAUUGUUCGCCUUUGGUUACAUAUUCAUCAUGUUGUCCUUCGCAUUCACAUUGAACAAGAUAUCAAACCCAC